Saccostrea cuccullata (small rock oyster) is the source of this 2098-nucleotide messenger RNA. RefSeq names its product elastase-like. Bases 22 to 1887 code for a protein of 621 amino acids. Gene Ontology annotation, biological process: proteolysis. NCBI's taxonomy places the organism in Eukaryota, Metazoa, Mollusca, Bivalvia, Ostreida, Ostreidae. The record is from RefSeq and is a predicted model, not a curated record. The transcript has 2 exons. Gene Ontology annotation, molecular function: metalloendopeptidase activity.
AAAGCAAUUGCUCUUGCUGUCAUGGAGUCAUUAAAGUUACUCACAUUCCUAGGCAUAAUUUAUAUUGUACAGAUCUCAGGGCAUCGCAGACUGGAUGUACGCUUAAAGAUAAAUAAAAUUCUGAACGAGAGAAGAAGAGACAUCAGAAACAGCGAACAGCCGACAAACCGUAUAGAGGAGCUGUUGAUAGAUAAAUAUAAUGGCCUAAAAGCUGUGGACAAAGGAAAAUCUAUCGAGAGUACAAACAUUGUCCGACUCCAGGAAACGUACAAAGGCGUUCCCAUUUACAAUGCUUACAUCACGGAGGAAGUUGAUUCCGACACGGGUCAUUGGACAGGUCAAGUUUCCGGUUCAUGGUACGACGAUCUGGAGGAGGAUAUAAAAGAAGUUGUUCCACGUUUGAGUGAGGAUCAAGCGUUAUCGGUUGCUUUGCUCAAUGAGGGAUUAAAUAAUACGUCAAUGAUAUAUAAGAGUGAGACUCUCUUGAUGAUAAUGCCAACUGAUGACAGAGCAGUUCUGUGUUAUGACGUCACAAUGACAAUUAUUGCACCAGGAAUAAUGAAACGACCAGGAUAUGUCAUUGAUGCAAAUUCUGGACAAAUGCUUUACAGAACACAACGAUUACAGAAUUCUGGUAUUAAUGCUGUAGGUGGUAACAAGAAAACACAGAAAAUUAUUUACGGUGAAGAUUUCCCGCCUCUAAAAGUCAAAAUUGAUCAAGCAAGGAAAAGAUGUCAACUUAAAUCCAAAUACGUACGAGUGUUCGAUUUACAAACUGCAACAACACCUUCAUCAAAAUCUAAGCCAUAUAAAUUUCCUUGCAGCAAAGGCAUAAAAGACAAUGUAAACGGAGGAUUUUCUCCAAUGGCCGAUGCUUUUUAUAUGUCAGAGAAAGUCUUCAAAAUGUUUGAAGAAUGGGCACACGCGCCUCUUGUAUCCAAGCCUCCAGUUGAUGUAUGGGUACAUUAUGGAAAGUUACAAUUUGAGGCUUCAUACAAUGGAGUAAGUUUAGUGUUUGGUGAUGGUGGUAAGUAUUAUUAUCCAUUAGUUACGUACGAUGUAGUUGGCCACGAGUUUGCUCACAUUUUCACCGAGGGUCACUCACAUCUCGUGUAUGCCAAUCAGUCUGGUGGUGUUAAUGAGGCAUAUUCCGAUUUAGCUGGCGAAGCCUUAGAAUUUUACAUCACUGGGACGUUUGAUCUUCAUAUUGGUGCUAAGUCGGAUAAAAAUGAUAAUGAAGGGAUCCGUGAUAUAUGCAAUCAAAAUAAGGAUGGAAGCUCUAUAGUCCAUGUGCAAGAUUACCAGGAUGGAAUGGAAGUUCAUGAUUCCAGCGGAAUAUUCAACAAAGUGUCAUGUACAUUGAUCAACGAACCCAGUUUGGGACUUAAGAUAGUUUUUCAGAUCUUUACUCAUGCUAACCGGUUCUAUUGGGCUCCUCAUUCCAAUUUUUCGGAUGCAGCUUGUGGGGUCCUAAAGGCCACUUAUGAUCUAGGUCACGAUUUAGAAAUUAUUCGAAAAGCAUUCAAGGUAGUGGGAAUCGAUGUAUGCAAAAUAGAGUCAUACAUCCGAAAAAUUUACGGGAAAACACACAUCAAGAGUUUGACCGCAAAAGGAAAAGAAAAUAUUGUCUUUGGCUUUGAUGGACAUACAUCUUCUGGUCGGUUUAUUCGGAUUUUUACAGAGGGUGGAUCUGGUGACGUUGAUUUAUAUGUAAAUAAUGAUUUAGAUCUGGACAAAACUUUGACAACAUACAAAUCUUCUUACGUAGGCAACACGGAGGUAUUACAAAUUCCAUUUGAGCAAUGUCUGGUGAAAAUAUGUUAUAUUCAUCUUAUUCCUAGAGCUGAAGGCUUUGAAGGAGUUUCUUUUCAGAUUGAUAUUAUUUGAGAAAGGAAAGAUUUUUUUUACAAAUCGAAAUAUAAAGAAUCCAUAGUCAUCUAAAGACUGUAUAGUUCAUCUCAUAUAUACAUCUGUUAAUUAAACAUGGAUAAUGUUAUAUUGCUGUAGGAAAAGAAUGUUGUAAAAUUAAUAUUUAUUUAUUUUUAAGUUAAUUACUUUUCAUAUUAUUAUCAGGCAUGCUCAUGUGACAUUUUUUUCU